Helicoverpa armigera (cotton bollworm) is the source of this 3979-nucleotide messenger RNA. RefSeq lists its product as uncharacterized. Gene Ontology annotation, biological process: transmembrane transport. Bases 114 to 1892 code for a protein of 592 amino acids. Gene Ontology annotation, cellular component: membrane. NCBI's taxonomy places the organism in Eukaryota, Metazoa, Arthropoda, Insecta, Lepidoptera, Noctuidae. The record is from RefSeq and is a predicted model, not a curated record. Gene Ontology annotation, molecular function: transmembrane transporter activity. The transcript has 8 exons.
AGGGGUGGGUGGUCGCAGCUCUGUGAGCGCGCGUCGAGGCGCCGCGAGCGCGCAGUGUGCGGCCGAGCGAGCGCGCGCCACCACGCGUACCAGGGCUGCACAGCGCGCGGGAGAUGCACAGGAACCGCAUCGAGAGGAGCGCGUCCAAGCGCUGGCGCGGCUCCGUGCGCCGCCUGGUGGCCGCCGCCGUCUACAACCUGUCGUGCUUCACGCACGGGUGCAGCACGGGCUGGGUGUCGGGCGUGCUGGGCAGCGAGGCGCUGGCGGGCGGCGCGUGGCUGGCGGCGCUGCCGUGCCUCGUGGCGCUGCCCGCCGCGCCCUUCUUCGCCGUGCUGGCGGACGCGCGCGGCCGCAAGGCGGGCGCGCUCUGCGUCUGCGCGUGCUUCCUGGCGAGCUGGGCGCUGGCGUGGUCGGGCGCGCGCGGCGUGUGGGCGGCGCGCGUGGCGGCGGGCGCGGGCGGCGCGGGCGCGCUGGCGCUGGCGCCGCUCUACUGCGCCGAGAUCGCGCCGCGCGCCACGGGCCUGGCCGCCAUGCCGGCGCUGGCCACCAGCUGCGGCAUCGUGUGCGCGUACGCGGCGGGCGGGGCGCUGGGCGCGCGCGCGCUGGCGCUGGCGCUGGCGGCGCCGCCCGCGCUGCUGCUCGUGGCGCUGCUGUGGCUGCCCGAGACGCCCUCCUACCUCAUCAGCGUCGGCCGCAUACAGGACGCAGCUAAAGUAAUGUGCUGGUUCGAGGGCUCGGACUUCCGCGAGGACCUGACAGACGUGAUCGAGCAGCAGGAGGUGAAGAUCCGCACGUCGGAGUGGUGCGGGCGGCGCGAGCUGCGCCGGCGCGAGUCCGACACAUUCACGCCCAUGCUGGCGCGCGCCCCGCCCGCGCAGAGACAGGAGCGCUCCGCCUGCAAGCAGCUCUUCGGGUCGCGGCGGUCGCGGCGCGCGCUGGCGUCGUGCGCGGUGGUGCUGAGCGCGGCGGCGGGCAGCGGCGCCGGCGCCGUCUCCAGCUUCGCGGCCGCCGUGCUGCGCCACUCCGCGCACCCGGUGCCCACGCUCAACCUCACCGCCUACAACUACACCAUGUACAACGGCACUGCUCCUCGCUCGCUGUUCGAGCCGUCGGAAGCCGGCUCCAUACUGUGCGGCGCGGCGCUGGUGCUGGGAGCCGCCGUCGCUACCGUGUCUGUCGACAAACUUGGCAGAAAGAUGCUGUUGCUGUGGUCGUGUUCAGGUAUAACGUGCUGCCUCGCAAUCCUGGGCGCGUACUGCGACCCCAACCUUCGCCUGCACUCCUGGUACUCUCACCGCUUGUGGCCUUACAAACGAACGCACAAUCUGAAGGAGAAGGAUCUGCAACUGACAGACAACUUCACAGAUAAUGUGCAUCCACAAUGGAAAAACUACACCACUGAUGUAACGAGGUACAGGGUAUCCGCGGAGAACGACACUGUGCCCGGCGAGUUCAGCGUGCACAACGUGUCGGACGUGUCGGACGCGUUGGACGUGUCGGACGUGUCGGACGCGUCGGGCGGCAAGCUGUGGACGCCGGUGGCGCUCAUGUCGCUCGUGCUCUUCCUCUACAACAUUGGAUUGGGUUCUGUGCCUUAUGUACUUAUAUCUGAAUUGUUUGCCAUCAACGUGAGAAGCCUCGCAUCCAGUCUGCUGAUAUCGUGGACGUGGCUGAGCAGCUUCCUGCUGCUGCGGUACUACGGCUCGCUCGCCGUGCUGGUGGGGCUGCACGGCACCUACUACAUCUGCGCCUCCGUCACGCUGCUGGGCGCCUUGUACAUCUUCUUCAUCAUUCCCGAGACCAAGGGGAAGGCGCAGGAACAGAUCGAUGAAGACCUCGAUGGACCACUGCUGGUGCUUAGGAGGAGACGGAAGGAUCGCGAUCAGCGAUGACAGAGGUUGCCUAAGAUUUUCACAGUGUUCUCAUUGUUGUAAGCUGCGGUUGUUCAUGAUUCCCUGGUAGGGACUAUAGACUUUGCCAAACGUUAAUUCUCGCUCAAAAUUGACUGUAGCGAUGUAAAACAUAUCGAGAUAAGAGUGUUCUGGGUAACGUAGGAAUAUUAUUAGCAGAUCGAUGAUCGAUACCGUGGCAACCAUUAAACAGUGAAAUAUUUUCUUAUGUAUAAAGUACCUGGAUGUUGACAAAGUUUGCGAGAGUAACAACCGAUUACUGACAUCUCCGAGCUUGUGGCGGUAGUGUUGAGCACGCUGAAAGUGACCACAGCUAUAUUCUAUGGUUUUCUCAAUUGAUCAUAGCAAUAUUUUUGAUAGAUACUUAACACUAGGUAACAGAAAGGUGAAAGAAUCUUGCACUUUUUAGAGUUCACGGAACUAAAUAGUUUGUUCGGAAAUACUUAAAUAUUCCUGUGUGCUGAGGAGGUAUAUUUCUAAAAGGAACAUUUACCACAUUUAGAGCUUAUUGCAGUUCAAGAGUUGUCGUCAUCAGCAGGAGGCUGUGUGAGCGCGCCGCACUCCACUCGCAACACUACAGUUGUGUUUACUGCGCAAUCAGCAUCUAGCUACUGCAAUGAUCCAUGAGUGUGGGAUACAAUCAAAUAGUUACAUUAAGUAUUUUAAAUAGCAUGCAUGUAACAAAGUACAAUCAGCUCACCUUUCUGUUGCACUUUGUAUACAAGCCCCAAAAUUAUACAUUUAGUAAAUAAGUAGCUAAGUGUCUGGGCAUUGUUGUGUGUGCACCAAUCUUAAUGAAGUACCAGGCGCCCAUAAUGAGGGUAGAGGUGUCGCUCAGGAGUGGACACAGAAGCCGCAGCGAUUUGCUGCACCCAUACUGUGCUGCUGCACGAGUACUGUGCCAGCACCAGCAAUGUGUUGUGUGAUGUGGCCUGUCGAUAAGUGAACUAACUCAUACUUAGCCGUUACUGUGACAUACCUGUGUGUUGCUCACACAAAGUCAAUAUAUUGUAAAAUAUCGUGUGAUAAUAUUUUUAGAUUAGUUUGUUUCUGAUAAUAUGUAGUUGUACGGCGCUGUUGGGAAAAUGAGUUGGAAGAAACAAAAGUAUUGAGUUUAUUUUUCAUAAGUUAAUAAUUUUUUUUUUUUUCAUCCCACUAUCUCGGAAAGAGUAGUUUUACCCUUUGAUAUCUGAGCGCAAAAGCCGUUUAUAACUAUUAUUGUCGAUAAAUCCUUAAAAAUAGGGCUAAUCUCACUUUAUUUAAAUGUCAUCAAUGUUUUCAUCAAUCAUCCUCAAUUUAUUUUUUGAACCAAUGAAAUGUAAAGUUGUACCCCAGUGGCCACGCCAUUUGAAAUAUCACUCGCUUCAUGUAGAUGUCGUUCUAUACAUUGAUACAUACAACCGGCACACAACAUAACGAUGCAAAGCUACAAGUUAUGAGGCAACAUAGCUUCGCAAUGUCACGUGUAGUGAUGACUGUUUUAGUUAGUAUAGUGGUAUAACAUCAAAAAAUUACUAUUAACUCAAUUGUAUUAACCCUUUUUGGAUUCCGAACAUUUGACACGAACUGCAUUCACGUUCAUUGUCACUUGUAUUGUGUUGUUACCAUGUGCACAGUGGAAGCACUCGGCCGCAGUAGGAUUACUAUUAGUCUCACGGUGUUACAUUACCUACUUACCUAAUUGUUGAGGUGAGCGCGUGUGUGCUGCGCACUGACGCGCGGCGCACGUGUUGCCGAGCUGACGCGCGCUCACUCGCGCUCACGUGCGGCGGCCGUUUGACAGAGCUCAUUGUUUCAUGCUCGUAUGUACUCGUUUUUGUUCCGAUAUUGAGUGCGCCCAACUAUGUUAAGUGUUGAUACAUGCACAAACAUCUGUACAGAUCCUAUACAUAUACAAUAUACACUACAUUAUUAUGUACUUAUAGCUCAAAGUAUUUAGAUUCAAGUUCAUCGUUGAACAUGAUUUUUAGCCAAAUUUUAUCGAAAAAUAAAAUAUAAAAUAUUUGUGGAAUUGAGUGUUGAUAUUAUAAAACAUUUAUGUACUAAGUUUUGUAUGGGAGAAUUAAUAA